Encephalitozoon romaleae SJ-2008 is the source of this 882-nucleotide messenger RNA. RefSeq lists its product as hypothetical. The record is from RefSeq and is a predicted model, not a curated record. Lineage: Eukaryota; Fungi; Microsporidia; Unikaryonidae. The coding region runs from base 1 to 882 and encodes 293 amino acids. The transcript has a single exon.
AUGGAUCUUGGUAGAUAUCUUGGAAGUGUAUUGGAAAACACCGAGAGGACACUCAAGGUUGCUAGGCUUGAGAAGGAAAUAGAAAAUAGAUGUAGAGUCCAAAGAGAUCUAAUUUUUUCACAACGACAUAUUGAUUAUCAGAUGAAGAAUAAAGAGAUGAAGGCCCGGAUGGAAUUGGAGAUAUGCAAGAUACUCCGAAAGUUUCAUGAAUGGAUAUUGAAGCAAAACCUUAGGUACACAAAAGCUAUCUCUUCAAAAACACAGGAUUCUGGAGAUAGAGUUGGAUCCAAAGGAAAAGGUAGCAAUGAAAGUAUGGAAAUAGUGUAUUGUAAGGAUCAGAUUUCUACGCUGCUCUCCCAUCUUUACAAUAAUGUAAAUAUGGGUGUUAGGCUAUUGAACUUUCAAAAGGCUUGUGAAUAUAGUAAUCGUGUCAAAAAUAUAAGAAGCGAUGUAAUGUAUUUGAUUAACAAGCUCGGAUUGAAUAUUCUCAAGGGAAUUGAGAAAGUAAUUAGGGAUUAUAACAACAGUAUGAAUGAAAAGGAGGACAUAAUAUUGGAAUGUGAAGACCUAAAGAUUAAGAGCCUAUUGGGACAGCUGAGGCAAAAGGUAAACGAAUAUGAAGAGAUUAUAAGGGAAGAGGCCAUCAGUAGGGUACUGGCUGUGCUAAGCCAAGGGUCUGUUGAAAAUGACAUUAGAUUUGCAAAACUUAUUGAUGAAACCUUGGAGAGAACUGAGGGUUAUGAGUCCCCAGAAAUAACAAGAAUGAGUGUUCAAUUCAUUAUAGCCAAAAAGUAUGUGGAAGACGUGGUUAGCUUGAAAGAGCAACCUUUCCUGCGAAGGUAUCUGGAAAGAAACACAAGACCGAAGGAGCAGAGACUUUGA